UGUGAAGACGCCUAGCAAGGAACCUCCCAAGAGCAACCCCAGCAAGCGGCACAGGGAGCGCCUCAACGGGGAGCUUGACCACCUGGCCAGUCUGCUGCCCUUCGAGCAAAGUGUCAUCUCUAAACUGGACAAGCUGUCUAUUCUACGCCUGGCCGUCUCGUAUCUGCGGACUAAGAGCUUCUUUCAGAGUGUUCUACCAACAAGGUAUGGCAUAGAAAGUCACCUGAUGUCAAGGUCACAUUUGUUCCAUGAACCCGGAUUCUCAGAAGGGGAGAGCAUUCUGCAGGCUCUGUACGGCUUCUUGUUUGUUGUCACCUGUGAGGGUGAGGUGUUCUUUGCCUCCAGAACCGUGGAACAAUACCUGGGAUUUCAUCAGUCAGACAUUAUCCACCAAUCCGUGAUGGAACUGAUCCACUCCGAGGACAGGGAGGAGUUCAAGCGACAGCUGUCCUGGAGCUCCCUGCUGCCGGUAGACAAGGCAGGCAUGGCCCUGCAUGACGUCAUGUUGCCAGAAAACAUCAACUACCUCCAUCGAUCGUUCACGGUCAGAUUCCGGUGUCUGCUGGACAACACUUCGGGUUUCAUUACCCUGGAGAUCAAUGGCUGGAUCCGAGUUUUACAUCGACAGAAUCCUCGAUGUGAGGAACCGCAACUGGCGCUGUUCGCCACGUGCUCGCCGUUUGGUCCCCUCAGUUUGUUUGACAUUCCCUCACAGGAAAUGACCUUCAAAACUAAACACAAGAUGGACUUCUCUCCCGUCACCAUGGACAACAGAGGUAAAACUAUAUUUGGCUACACUGAGCCGGAACUGGCAACAAAGUCCGGAUAUGACCUCAUUCACCCUGAUGACCUGAAUUACUUCUCUUCGGCCCACCAAGAACUGAUCAAGACCGGAAGCUCGGGUCUGAUAUCUUACCGCUGGCAGACCAAGCAUUUCCAUUGGCUGUGGCUACAGUCCAGCUGCAAGGUUAUCUACAAGAACAGCAAGCCGGACUUCAUCAUCUGCACACAUCGCCAGCUCACUGAAGACGAGGGUCAAGAUUUAUUCGGCAAGCGCGGCAAUGAAUUCAAACUGCCCUACCCGCUGUUGGACAUUGACGUCUGCACGGGGUUCGGUUUUGGAGACGACGAAAUCACAUCUAAAUCAAAGUCCAGCAAAAGCAAGAAAAAAGCUGGGAGUGCCAACACUGCAAGCGCCAACAACAACAACAACAGCAGCAGCAGCUCUAACAACAACUUUGCCAAUCCCGGGAGCAACAAAGAAUGUCAGAAUGGUAAAAAAAGGAAGGCCGCAUGUAUUAUUGGGGGCAUUCCAUCCUACUGUUCCUACCCGACCGGGUUUACAGCCUACGAUGGAGGCGGCGGGGAAAUGAAGCCGCCAGAUUCUCUUUAUACCUACGGGGGGAACAGCUAUGCGUUUGAUUCAGACGCCUACAGAUCUCAGGGGUAUGGCAGCUUGUCGCAAACUGUGUAUCCAAGCUCUGACCCCUACAGGCUUGACGUUGAUAAGCAUGGUUAUUUUCUAGAUCAUAGACAGUACCAGCAUUCUUCUCUUCCCUACGCCAAUAAUGGGUACUCCGAUUACGUGCCGUCUGCAAAAUAUGGAUACGAAAUGCCCAAAUAUGGUUUUGAUUCUUACAGUUUAGAUUUAAGCAAGAGAGUGGAUUGUAGUGAUAUAUCCCAGCUUCACACGGAUGUCCGCCGGUAUGCUUUUGACUAUCAUCACCCUUCGUACACUCAUCUAGAUGUUCACUCUCUCCACCCUGCCGAUCGUUUUACUGGAAAUCGCUUAAACAUUUCCAGUUUAGACGCAGUGGAUCUGAGGAACCCUGCUUCGCUGUACAACCCCAAUCCAUACAUGAACACAGUGGACACACCAUGUGCAGUUACCUCCCCCUGUCUGGCAUCUUCAUCUGUUUUGAAAUCCGUUUCAGCCACUUCGCAUCUCCUCAACACCAAGGACCAGCUUUCCUCCAAAUACAAACUCCCAAGUGUGACCAUCGAUUCUUCACAAAGUUCUAUGAGCUUUGACGUAGCCUCGCAUUUACCUCUUCCGCAUAAUUCAGUUAUCAAGUCAACCCGCCAACAGGAUUCCUCUUUCGUGCCUUCCUCGCAUAGUUUGACCAAUUCGUUAUCACAAGCAAACUCCGAGAACAUCACCCCUCACGUGUCUGUAUCCAAACAGUCUUGGACGGCGUGCAGCAAGUUGGUCAGCUGUCUGGGUGACCAAGCCGGAUUACACGCAAUCACGCCAGUAGACAACAGCCAGCUGACCGUUGACAUGGUCAAAUGCGGACACGACAACGGAAAUAUGUCAACAGUGCGGGAAUGUGACGACGACCUCAUCAAGUCUCACGA
Candidula unifasciata is the source of this 2358-nucleotide messenger RNA. Lineage: Eukaryota; Metazoa; Mollusca; Gastropoda; Stylommatophora; Geomitridae. The record is from the annotation of a GenBank genome assembly.